Molecule: messenger RNA, 5857 nt
Organism: Linum trigynum
Lineage: Eukaryota; Viridiplantae; Streptophyta; Magnoliopsida; Malpighiales; Linaceae
Source: the annotation of a GenBank genome assembly
CGUAAUCCCGACGACAAUCGCAACCAAUUGAUUUCCGCAAACACAGCCACCCAAAUCCUACAUCUUUCACAAACACCCACAGAUUCCUCCUUUCCCAUCCCAUCACAAUUCACGUAUGUAAUCCUGUCCUUUGUCAAAUACCUCUUGUAAAGAAUUCGGUUACCAAAUCCUUCUAGUCCAACCACAGUCAUAGAAUAUGUGAUACUAAAUUUCUGGUAGUCCACAAAGGUCAUUCAUCACAUCCUUUGUGUAUUCUAGGCUAGCUCCUGUCGGUAGGACAUUUCUAAUCCAUUUCCAAGCGAGCACCUUUUAUUAGUGUUGUGGUAUAUGAUCCACGAUUGAACCUCUCCCAACAACUCGAGUUAUUGGUACCAACUGGUUCUUGACAUGGUAUCAUAGUCUUAUGUGACCGAGAGGUCUUGUGUUCGAUUCCCAGUGACCCCCAUUUGUUAAGCACAUUGUAUUCUUGUCUUCAGACCUGUGCAAACUUCAAGCCCUUGUAAGUGGCUUUCGUUUGAGGUUUGUACUCUUUUUCCCUUUAGAUGGUUGGUUGGGACAUGAUUAACCGAUUUGUUGUUGACUUGGACUUAAUAUGAUUUCGAUUUAUCAAUGCUCUAUAUAAUUAGUUAAUUACAAUUGCAUUAUAUUAUUAUUAUUAUAUUAAUAUUGUUGUUAUUAUUAUAUUAUAUAUAAAAGAGGUUUUUUAUUUGACACUAAACAUAGUGCACUUCACAACCCAUUUCUUUUAUUUUUAUUAUUAUACAAUUCAUUUUCUUAUUUUAUUUUUGACUUUUUUUUAACCCAGACUCAUGGCUAUGCAACCUAAUUCGACCUUGUCAAAGUGAGUUGAACCCAAUGGUGAUGAGUUUUGAGUCGAGUCUUUUUUGUUUUCUUUUUUUUAACCCAAACUCAUGGAUUACUAACCUAAUUCGAUACGGUCAAAGCAAGAUGAACUCGAUAUUGACGAGUUUUAAGUUAGGAGCAAGUUUAAGCACAUUAAUAAUUGAUGGGUUGGCAUGGGUGUGAAUUUUGUUAAAACCUUGGCCAGCAUUCCAUCCGAACUGCACCUAAAAAGCAAAAAAAAAAAAUCGACACAGUCAAAGCGGGUUGAAUCCGGUGUUGAAGAGUUUUGGUUCAUGAGCGAAUUUUACCCUCUUUGCUAAUUGAAGGGUUGGGUCGAGUGUGCUUUUUGUUAAAACUUAAAAACUCAGUCGACUUUGCAUCUGACACCUGAAAGACAAAACAACCAACAAGGUCAAAGCUGGUUGAAUCCGGUAUUGACAAAUUUUGGUUCGGGAGCAAGUGGGACCUGGUGUUGACAAGUUUUUGGUCGUGAGCAAGUUUACACGCUUUUUUAGAUAACGAGUUGGAUCGGAUGUGGAUUUUAUUCAAAACUCGACCCACUUUUCAUCCUGCCCGCACUAAUAAAAAACUAAACUAUCGACCCAGUCAAAACCGUUGGACUUGGAAUUGACGAGUUUUGGUCGAGACUGAGUUUUACCCGCUUUUAUGAUUGGCAGGAUGGGUGUGGAUUAUGUUUAAACUCAUUUCGCUUUCCAACCGAACCGCGCAAAAAAAAAAACAUAACAAUGUCAUUAUAGGGACGGGUGUCCAAUCUAAUUGAACACGAUUAGUGGUUGAGCCUGUUGGUGACGGGUUUCGAGCCUGGAGCGAGUUAUACCCCCGAUUUUGUGAUUUGCUGGUUGUGUUGAGUAUGACUUUUUGUUAAAAUUCAGUAUGCUUUCUAUUUGACUCGCACGAAAAAGACAAAACAAUGUCGAAUUCCUAAUACUGCUUACUCUCUUCACCUUACGAAAACACAAUUCUAUUGUGAGAUGAUAUAAUGAACGAUGUUUAAAACUAUUAUGUAAUAAAUCGAUAAUGUUACUUCUCAUAAUGUUAACUAUCUGUUUAUAUAAUCCCAAAUUACUAAAUUCACGGCCCGACUGCAGAACCGGACUGUCGUGCUAGUCUAUUUUAAUGGAUGAGACUAACAAUCUUCACUUUAAUAAAGAGUAGAAUAACAAUUGGAUGAUAUUUGCCUGCAUGCCAGGCUGUAGGGUGAGCCUGCAACCUCCCCACGUGCCUUCACCUCAUUAGUUGAGGUUUCCAUUUUUUUUUUCAUUUUAAAUUCUACAAUAAAUCUCCUAGUUUAGCUAACGGAGAUACAAUAAAAGUAAAACAACCCCCAAAAACAAGAUCUCUGUCGACUAAAUUUAAUUAUUUAGUUAUUUUUAAUAAACUAUCACUUAUGUAUUUUUAUUGUUGAGGAGAGGGAUAUGUACUUCCCUCCAGAUGCCAUAUGUGAUGGAGGAUUUAAGUAAAACAUAGUUAGUAAAUAUUUUGUUUAAUAUAAGUAUAUAUAAUCGUACGUAUUUUAUCUAUUUAAAACUUCUGUAUUUGUAUUAUUGUCAGACCGAUCCAUUUAUUAAACGUGGGGAGGUUGAAGGCACGUGGGGAGGUUGCAGGCUCACCCUAAAGCCUGGUAUGCAGGCAAAUAUCAUCCAUAACAGUUUUCAUGGAUAAGGGGUGGAUUCCUAUAGUUAGACACAAUGUACGUAGAAGCCGUUGGAGUUAUGAGAGGUGCACUUGUUAUUUAAUAAUUUUGUGGUGAGUAUAUAUAUAUAUGCAAUAAUGCAAUCAGUAACGUGCUGGUAUAUAUGCGCCUAGCUAACUGAUCACUGCUCUCACACGCUUUGUUAUGCGCCACAUCCACUUUCCGUUUCCCCCUUUUUCCUCCCUCAGUAGUUUGCAUUUCCCCCCAUCCAUAGCCAACUAUGGAUCACAAUUCACACAUACGUACUAGAAGUGUUCAAGUUACAUACUAUUAUCAUCGGUCAUCACACCCACGAGCUUGAAAAUAUGUGUGUAUAUAUAAAAGGCCGCAUCAUUGCUCCUUCUCUCCCACAACUAUAACAAUGCACUAAAACACAAGAGUGUGGUAUAAUAUUAAUAACAAGACAUAGAUAAGUAGCUAGCGUGACAAAAAAAAAAAAAAAUGAAUUCUCAUACUGUUUCCAAGGCUGUGGCAGCAUAUGUCCUGUUCGUGGCGGUGUUGCUGGGAAGCAGUAGUUGUGGGAUGUUUGUUGGUGGGGAAACCAGCUUUGAUGAGAACUAUGGAGUGACAUGGGGGUUUGAUCACGCCAAGUCGUACCAUCAAGGAACUGAAGUUCAGCUCUCCCUGGAUCUUGCUUCCGGCGCUGGGUUUGAGUCGAAAGUGAGUUACGGGUCCGGAAGUUUUCACAUGAAAAUAAAGCUCCCUGGAAGGAAUUCUGCUGGGGUUGUUACUGCAUUCUACCUGACGUCGUCACCGGUGUCGGGACAUGAUGAGUUGGACAUCGAGUUCCUGGGGAACCAGGAAGGGAAACCGAUCACAUUGCAGACCAACAUCUUCAUCAACGGCAAGGGAGACAGGGAGCAACGGUUUCACCUCUGGUUCGACCCCACCGCCGAUUUCCACGACUACACUAUCCUCUGGAAUCAUCAUCAAGUCGCAUUUUUGGUGGACAACAUUCCGAUAAGAAUGCUGAAGAACGUGAAGGGGAUCGGGUAUCCGGCGGGCCACCCGCUGAAGGUGGUGGGGAGCCUGUGGAAUGCGAGCUGGGCCACCGACGGUGGCGCCACGCCGAUUGACUGGAGCUACGCUCCGUUUCAGGCGCAGUUUCGUGACUUCGGCGUCAGCGGGUGUCCCGCCGCAGCGUACGCCGACCUCCGCGGUUGUUUCUCGCCGAGUUACUGGUGGAACGCGAGGCAGUACUGGAGGCUCAGCAAGGCGCAGCUGAAGGCGUACUUGGACACCCGCAAAAGGUACAUGAGCUACGACUACUGCUCCGACGCCGCCCGGUAUCCUACGCCGCCGCCGGAGUGCGGUUUCCAAUGAUGAUCGUCGAUCGGUAAUAGCCCUGAUUGAUGAUGUAGUUAAUCACUGAGAAAUAAAGAUGGUUGGUUAGUAUAUGUUUACUCUAAAUUUACACAAUGUAAGUUGGAAGUUGGAACCCCUCAAUUUAUGCGGAAAAAUAUCGUUGUAGAAUGUGGUUUGGUACCUAAUAUUUUUCAUUAUAAUAUUUUAGUACUUAAAUUUUUUAAAAUUUUCAUAAUGGUUCAAUGUUUAGAUGUCACUUAAAUCCAUGAUCGAAAUCUAGGAAUCCACCAAUCAACCAAUUCGUGAAUCCAAUCCACUUAUCAUCUCUACCACUAGAUAAAGAUGCUAGAAAACAAGUUGAGCCACCACUUAACCACUAUGAGCCAUGUCAGAAUAGAAGCGUGCAAUCGAUAAUCCAAACCAACACGAACGAACACAAAUUUAACGUGGUUCACUAACACAAUGUUUGCUAGCUAAUCCACGGGCAGGGGGGACAAAUUUCACUAAUUUGAGCAGAGUACAGGUUACAAACCAAAUUCCAAACGGACAAACCAAACAAACUAACCCGACUGACCUUACUACAGACUAGGGCGAUGAAGAGUAUUUAUAGAACUCUUCUCACAAUCCCAAACAGAAAACAAACACAUUUUCCCAAACAUACAAGGAAAAGGCCAAAACAAAGCCCAAACACAAACCCAAACAAAAUAGGCCCAAAACACAAAACAAACCCAAAUCAAAUUCAAGUCAUAUUCUAACAAUCUCCACCUUGACUUGAAUUCUCUGUCAAAUACCAGAUGUACCAGACGCAACCAAAGUUGCCAGAUGUACCAAACGCAACCAAAGUUGCCAGAUGUACCCAGACACGAUACAUAUCGCCAGACGUAUCCAAAUGCGAUCAAAACCGCCAAACUCAAACGCAAUCAAGAUUGCCAGACAUAUCCAAAUGCGAUUCAUAUCGCCAGACCAAAUGCGAUGCAAAUCGCCAAACUCAGAUGCAAUUAAAAUUGUCAGACGUACCAAACUUCUCCAAAUCAGCUGUACCAGAAUCUCCCCUGCCUCCAGAUGCCCUUAAGGGCGGUCAACAAAUCAAAACAUGCAGCAAGUCCAACCCAUGUUGGGACUUGCCAUGCAGAACCAGCUUGGUGUUAUUUUCGUCCAUAACACCAACAUCAAAUUUACUGCUAACUCCAAGCCUGCAACUCCAAAUUGACUUCUCGAUCUUCAAAUUCAGAACAGACAUCCUUGAUAAUCGAAAAACCCUAACCGCAGAAUAGCGGCAGAGCGCUCCAAUGCUACACGAUACCAACGCAAGCAGUGACUUGUGGCUUCAAACUCAAAUCAACCGACAAAGAUUCCAACGCCAAUUCCCUUUGAAUUACAUCAAGAACCAAGCUCUGAUACCACUUGUUAGAAUAGAAGCGUGCAAUCGAUAAUCCAAACCAACACGAACGAACACAAAUUUAAUGUGGUUCACUAACACAAUGUGUGCUAGCUAAUCCACAGGCAGGGGGGACAAAUUUCACUAAUUUGAGCAGAGUACAGGUUACAAACCAAAUUCCAAACGGACAAACCAAACAAACUAACCCGACUGACCUUACUACAAACUAGGGCGAUGAAGAGUAUUUAUAGAACUCUUCUCCCAAUCUCAAACAGAAAAUAAACACCUUUUCCCAAACAUACAAGGAAAAGGCCAAAACAAAGCCCAAACACAAACCCAAACAAAAUAGGCCCAAAACACAAAACAAACCCAAAUCAAAUUCAAAUCAUAUUCGAACAAGCCACUUCCUUAUACACCCUUCUACAUCUUUCAUGCCAAACAUAUGUGGUACAUAUUGUCCACAAAAAAUCACAGUCUGUUGUAGUUUUUGUUUGUUUCAGAAACUCAGUAGAUAACAUGAUAGUAGCAUCCCAAAAGUAGCUUAGUAACAAAAUGAAUCACACUUCAGCAUAUCCAACAACUCCCUAACAUAAGAACAAUAAUAGAAAAGAUGUUGU